Molecule: messenger RNA, 2823 nt
Organism: Fusarium redolens
Lineage: Eukaryota; Fungi; Ascomycota; Sordariomycetes; Hypocreales; Nectriaceae
Exons: 9
Coding region: 1-2823 (940 amino acids)
Source: RefSeq, a predicted model, not a curated record
AUGACAUCUCAAUCGAUCACCAAGCUUCCACCGGAAUGGGGCCUCGUUCCGCCUAACCCAGAUCCGGAUUCAGUCCUCCCCGGAGAUGCCAUUGAGAAAGAACUGGACCGAAUUGAAAUGCCUUCUCUCGAUGUUCCCAUCAGUCGCAUCACAGGAUCAACACCUCUUGCCUUUCGCCCUGAUGUUGAGCUGCCAGAACUAUCCGAGAUCGACUCCGAGACCGAUGAGCAGCCUGGCACCCCACCCGAUGCUGGUGCCAGCUUCGCAGGCUGGAACAAAACCAUCAAGUCUGAUAGUCCUCCUCUCCAGCGAGCUACAGUUAUCGGAGGCGCUGUCGUGCGCAAUCUAUGUCUUGUCAUCCCAGAUGAGAACAUGAAUGGCUUCGCCGACCUUCCCGUCCAGCCUAUUCGAGCAAGCAAGGGACAACCAGCUCAAUUGAUUGCCAAGAUCUUAGAUGAUGAGACCGAAGAGCCCCCAAUGCCUCUACUUAUUCUUCCCGACGAACGUCAAGGCGGCUCGGAUAUCAAGGGUGUUGAAUCUGCUGCGACGAAUCUGCCCACGGCUUGGAGCUCCUCACUUUCCAGCUUCCAGAAGUCGACUUCGGGACCCAUUCCUUGGACCUUGUCCGCCUUCAAGGCGGGGGGCUCGGAACCCACAGGGCUCGAGGAGAAGAAGGAUGAAGAAAACAACAAGGAGAAGCUUGGGGGGUCUAAGAUGGACGAGUUUGUCUUGUCUGGAGACAUUGAUGACUUUUGGGGAAUAAAGGGCUUGACAGCCAAGUUAUACAAGUACAAAGGACCCGAAAAGGAUGCCGUUGAUGUGCCCGAGGAACCGGAAGACAAAGAGGAUAAGAGCCAAGACAAGACCGAAGAACCGAGUGGGAAAAUUGUGCCCUUGUCUGCCGAACCAGACAUUAAACCGUCAAAUGACAAGGAUGAUAAAGAGGAAGAGGAGGACGAUAAGGAUGAACCUGCCAGAGAGAAGAUCAAGCUUAAUACAGAGAGCUUCAGCCUCAACAGCCAUCCUUUGGGAACACUAGCCGGCGACGGGGCUGGAAGCGAGAAUGAGGAGAGAGAUGACGAUGAAGAAAGUUCAGACGACAAACCGAAGGGGAAGAAGUCUUGGUUCUUUGGUUUUGCCUUCUUCGGCAGCUUGGUGAUCACCAAAGUUCCCUAUGCGAACGUUCCGCUGGAUGUGAACUACAGGGUUGCGAGAGACUUUGUUGCUGCGGAAGAGGAAGAGAAGAAGAAAAAGAAGGUCAAGAGAGGAAGCAGGUUCGGAAUCCUCGGCGUGGUCGAAAUCAACAAGGUCACCAUCAAGGCCGGGCUUUACACAGAGCAGAAGAAGGAUAAGGAAAAGAGGGAAUGGCUAGCAUUUGGUGCUAUUGAGAAUGUCAGGUUGAGAGAAAUUUGGGAUGCUAUUCCAGAGGAUAAUUUUCUCAACCUCGAGUUGAAGAAUAUUGCACUUAUCGCUUCCUCUCACGAGAGGAAGAAGGAAAAGAAAGAUGAAGAGAAAGAAGAUGGAGAUGGUGAUGAGAAGAAAGAGAAGACCGAUGGUGAUAAAGAGAAGGGUGAUGAGGUGAGGCCCAAGGCGAGUACGAAUAGGGUACCUGAUGGCGAGGUCUGGAUAAACAGCCUUGAUGUACUCAACGUUGCUAAGGAGGAAAUGCCUGACGGGGGCCCGAAUGAGCCUACAGCUUAUGCAACUAUCCCCUCCUUCCCGCAACUUGAGGAAUUCAACGGGAAGAACGCUACUAUUGAUCUCCCCGAGUCCUUCAAAUUGAAACUUUCGGACACUGCAUACCUCCGUCAAUUCGGUACUACAAUCGCCAUCAAGUCAUCUACAGGGCCAGAGUUGGACAUUCACGUAACAUUGACUUUGACGUUCAAGGACUCAGACCCCAUUUCUGUGGAGGAAGUCAUUGCUGGAACCUUCAAGAGUGCAAGAGGAGAAUUGAAAAUGUCUGAUGAUUCCAAAUGGGUCAACCCAUUCAACCUGAAUAAGAACCUGGUCUUUUCUCAACUCGGGUUCGGAACAGGCUUACAUAUGCGACUGUUCUCGUUACUGGACCAGAUCGAUAUUGGAAAGUAUCGCGCGAAACUCGACAUGGGUCUGCGCGUGACCAGCGCUGAAGCAGUCUUCCAGCUUGAGAUGAACAAGAUCGAUGCUAUGGAGAUCAUUCAGUUUGCUAGCGUUCUCAUCGACAACCCAGAAAUGCAGCGGAUGAAAGGUGCGGAGGACAAACUGGUUUUCAAGGACCUCAAGUUGUAUGUCUCAUCUGGCGCAGAGUUCUUAGGUCGAUAUUACGACCGAGGUAUUCAGGUGCAAGGUAAGAACUUUGAGCUAUCGACAAACUCUAACCUUGAUAGAACUGGAGGUAACGAGAUGGAAAUGGAAGAAGAGUUGCGAGUGGAACCUCAAUCACGGUGGUAUCUUGGACAAACCAUAUUGAAAGCUACACUAGGUCUAGAGGAAGCACAUGCCCGAAAAGCAAUCGACGCAGAACUCCGACACGCUGGAGAAGCCAUCAUGAAACUACCAGCUUUCUGGCGCAUCGAAGAAGCCAUCAACGAAGCAGCCAGAAAGUUCGACCAAUUUGGACGAGCACUUGAUGGUCUCAUCAAUAGAGGACCCAUGACCUGGAUUGAGGAGAUGUCCAAGGAUGAAAAAGAAGAUCUGAAUCGUCAAAUCAGACUUCUUGAAGAGUUGAUGAGGAGGAGUCAAGAGCUCAAAGAUGCCAUGAAGGAAGCGAAGAGAGCUCUUGAAAAGACUGAGGAGAGACUUACGCCGAAGCAAAGAGGCUGCAAGGAAGAGAAUUGCUGA